CAGUCUACGGACCGAGUGUGCGAGUCAGAAGGCGCAGGUUAAUGCGGGCGGCGAGUUACUCCAGCGCCGAGUUCCCAAAACUUGCGGCAGUUUAAAUUGCCUUGAUUAGUUUCAUUUUUUUAAAUCUUUUAGUUAUCUAUCCAAAGUUGUUUCUCUUUCUUUUUCUUUUUUUUUUUUUUUUUUUUUUGGUCUUUUUCCUGCCUGCGAAGCCAACUAUCACUGGUUCAUUUGUCCAUACCCCGCAGCUGGACAGAGAUGAGUAGUCCCGAUGCGGGUUACGCCAGCGACGAUCAGACCCAGGCAAGGUGUACCAUGUCAGUCAUGAUGCCGGGUAUGGGACACUGUCAGUGGGCAGACCCUCUCAGUCCUCUCGGGGAGGCCAAAGUGAAAAACGAGCCGUGCGCGUCGUCCAGCUCCGGGAGUAACCAGAACCGCGGGAAGAGUGAACCGCGGAUCCGGCGGCCCAUGAACGCGUUCAUGGUGUGGGCGAAGGAUGAGCGCAAGAGACUGGCCCAGCAAAACCCGGACCUGCACAAUGCGGAGCUGAGCAAAAUGCUGGGAAAAUCAUGGAAGGCUCUUCCUGUGAAUGAAAAGCGGCCCUUCGUGGAGGAGGCUGAGCGGCUGCGUGUUCAGCACAUGCAGGAUCACCCCAACUACAAAUACCGGCCAAGGCGGAGGAAGCAGGUGAAGAGGAUUAAGCGACUCGACUCUGGCUUUCUAGUCCACGGUGUGUCCGACCACCAGGCCUCGUCGAUGGCAGGCGAUGGCCGAAUGUGUCUGGAGAGCCUCGGACUCGGCUACCACGAGCACGGCUUCCAGAUGCCCCCGCAGUCUCUCAGCCACUAUCGUGACGCCCAGGGCCACGGGGGUGCCUCGUAUGAACCCUACAGCCUGCCCACCCCCGACACCUCCCCACUGGAUGCCGUGGAAUCGGACUCUAUGUUCUUCCCCCCACACUCCCAGGAGGACUGCCAUAUGAUGCCUGCGUACGCUUACCACUCGCAGGCGGCAGAGUACCCACCGCCCCAGGAGCCCCACGCUAACCAUCACGCUAACCCUCUCCUGCACAGACACCUGACCUCCGUCCCCGAGCAGGUGCCCCAGCCCUCCGCCCCACUGCCCCCCUCUUACAUGGGAUGCCCGAAUCCCCUGGCCAUGUACUACACCCAGCACUGCAACCCCGGCCACCCCAAACGGCACCCGGGCCACGGGGCGGGACAGCUCUCCCCUCCUCCUGACUCUCACCCCCACGUGGCAGACAGCGUGGAGCAAAUGCACCACUCGGAGCUGCUGGGCGAAGUGGACCGGAGCGAGUUCGAACAGUAUUUGAGCUCGUCUUCGGCGCGCACGGACAUGACGGGCCUGUCGUACGGCCUGCCCGAGACCGGCAUGCAGGGACCCGAAAGUCUCAUAUCAUCGGUUCUGUCGGACGCCAGCACGGCUGUGUAUUACUGCAACUACAACAACAACUCCUAACCUCUGCCCCGUUUGCUGCAGCCGCGAUGACACGACCCUAAAAUGACCCGAAAUGUUUGUCUCCAAUUAUGAAUGAGGCAAACAACAUUUUUCCCCCUUUUUUGUUUUUCUCUCCCCUCUCUUUUUAUAUUUGAAUUAAUGUUGACACUGAGAGUGCAGUUGGAGAAACCUUUGGAUGUGACAAUGUUGAAAACUGAGAAGAAGCUCUACAACAUUUGAACACUGGCUUAAACGAUGCCCCUUUUUUUCCUCUGUGCAGGACUUUGAAUAUUUUUUUUUGUUAAUGAUAAACUAUUGUACAGUCAGUAUUUUUAAUUAUAUGUAUAUACUGUAAGUGUUUUAUACUUUUGCACUUUUGAAAAAAAAUAAAAUUUGGAAAGUAGACUCGUAUUCUCUCGUUCAACCUCC
Molecule: messenger RNA, 1884 nt
Organism: Lampris incognitus (smalleye Pacific opah)
Lineage: Eukaryota; Metazoa; Chordata; Actinopteri; Lampriformes; Lampridae
Gene: sox17
Product: SRY-box transcription factor 17
Exons: 2
Coding region: 256-1476 (406 amino acids)
Biological process (GO): vasculogenesis; angiogenesis; anatomical structure morphogenesis
Molecular function (GO): RNA polymerase II cis-regulatory region sequence-specific DNA binding; DNA-binding transcription activator activity, RNA polymerase II-specific
Source: RefSeq, a predicted model, not a curated record